AUGUCAAAGAAGACAAAGAAAACCAAAGAACAGAUCCAAAAGGAGUUUCCCUUCGAAGCAAAGUCUCGCAUCGUCGUUCAAGGACAUCAAGAAGAAGAGACUGGGAUCCGUUCUGAUUCGCCCACAGCCUCGUUGCUUGCAUUCAACCUCAUUUGCUCCAUCUCCGUCUUGCAAGGUUGGCCAUUGGUCGCGUGCGAUGCCUCGACAGCCUACUUGCAGUCAAAGGGGAUCAGCCGCUUGCUGAUUCUCAGGCCGCCUCGGCCGCCUCCACCUGGCAUACUGCCAACCGAUCUCCUUCGCGCCAAGGGCUCCAUCUAUGGCACAAGAGAUGCUGGAAGGUCAUGGUGGAAGAAACUCUUCAAUGCCGUCAAGGCCCAAGGAUGGAAGAUGUCAAGCAUUGAGCAAGCUUUGUUUUACCUUUUUGUGGAUGGUUCUCUCACCGGCAUCAUGGCUUCACACGUUGAUGACCUCUUCUGCACUGGAACCGGCGAGAAGUUCUUCGAAACGAUCAAGAUCCUCGAGAAGGAGAUCCACCUAAAGGUGAAGCAGGACGACUUCAGGUUCUGUGGAAAGAAUGUCAAGCGCAUCGACGGGCGCGUUGAACUUGAUCAGUUUGAUGCCAUUGAAAGCAUCGAGUACAUCGUCCUGAAGAAAGAAAGGAGAACAACACCGAAUGCCCCGCUCACUGAAGAGGAGAAGUCCGAGUUCAGAGGACUCAUUGGCUCCAUGGGUUGGGUGACCCGUCAGACUCGUCCCGACCUCCUUGUCAACGUGAGCCUGGCAUCCCAGACCAUGGGAAAGCCCACCAUCCAGAACAUCAUUGAUUUGAACAAGGCGGUGAAGAUGAUGAAAGAAACUUCAGAAGCGAAGUACAUCUUCAACCCCAAUGAGAGGUUGACUUGGGACAACGUCAUUGUCUGCGUCUUCGCGGACAGUAGCUUUGCAAAUGUUGAGAUGAAGUCGCAAUGUGGCUACAUCAUCGGCCUCACCAUCCCCGAGAUCGCAAGUGGAGAAGAAGUUCCACUAUUGCUCCUAGAAACCUAUUCAGGAAGCAUCAAGAGGGUCUGCAGAUCAACGCUUGCUGCAGAGGCAAACGCCUUCCUGAUGGGCUCCGAAGCUGGUGACUAUGUCAGGUCAUUGAUCCUGGAGAUGAAGCAUCCAGAGCUCUCCCUCAGCGACAUCGAGAAAGAGAUGGCUCGCCCUUUGAUGAUCGCCAUCACGGAUGCCAAAUCCCUCGAAAGUACAAUCACAAAAGAUGCAGGUCAACCGACCGACAAAAGAGUGAAGAUCCUAGUUUCCCAGGUGAAAGAGAUCCUCGGCUACACCAACUACGAUGACCACAACGAGCAGGCCAUCUGGUGUGACACGGCUCAGAUGUUAGCCGAUGUGCUGACGAAAGCUGGCUGUGAAAGAGAGCCGAUCCUCCAGGCCAUGGCAACGAGCAUGUGGCGACUCCGGCCCAGCGAAGAAGCUUUUGCCAGAAAGAUGGCGAUUCGAGCUGGGCGUCACCGACGCAAGGCCGUGAAACGGUCAGGAACUGAUGCUGCCUCCAAAGCUAAGGAGGGGUCUGAAAUUGAGAAGCAUGAGAAGCAUGGCAGGUAA
Molecule: messenger RNA, 1602 nt
Organism: Durusdinium trenchii
Lineage: Eukaryota; Dinophyceae; Suessiales; Symbiodiniaceae
Source: the annotation of a GenBank genome assembly